Molecule: messenger RNA, 1429 nt
Organism: Zea mays
Lineage: Eukaryota; Viridiplantae; Streptophyta; Magnoliopsida; Poales; Poaceae
Biological process (GO): DNA-templated transcription; brassinosteroid mediated signaling pathway
Molecular function (GO): DNA-binding transcription factor activity
Source: RefSeq, marked validated
CAGCAGCCCUCUCCCUCCCUCCCUCCCGCCCGCCCCCACUAGUCAAUACUGAGCACAAUACGCCACCCACCACCCCUCCAUCAAAGAAAAGGGCGGCAGGCCGGGGGAGGGGAAGGGGCUGAGCAUCAGAGCAUGACGUCGGGAGCGGCGGCGGUGGGAGGCCUCGGGCGGACGCCGACAUGGAAGGAGCGGGAGAACAACAAGCGCCGGGAGCGCCGGCGGAGGGCCAUCGCCGCCAAGAUCUUCACGGGCCUCCGCGCGCUCGGCAACUACAAGCUGCCCAAGCACUGCGACAACAACGAGGUGCUCAAGGCGCUGUGCCGCGAGGCGGGGUGGGUCGUCGAGGACGACGGCACCACCUACCGAAAGGGAUGCAAGCCGCCGCCAGGGAUGAUGAGCCCGUGCUCGUCCUCGCAGCUGCUGAGCGCGCCGUCCUCGAGCUUCCCGAGCCCGGUGCCGUCCUACCACGCCAGCCCGGCGUCGUCGAGCUUCCCGAGCCCGACGCGCCUCGACCACGGCAGCGGCAGCAACAGCCACACCCCCGGCCCCGCCGCCGCAGCAGCCGCAGCGGCGGCGGCGGCCUCCUCCCUGCUCCCGUUCCUCCGGGGCCUGCCGCCGCUCCGCGUCUCCAGCAGCGCGCCCGUGACGCCGCCGCUCUCGUCGCCCACGGCGGCGUCGCGGCCGCCCGCCAAGGUCCGCAAGCCCGACUGGGACGCCGCCGCCGCCGCCGACCCGUUCCGCCACCCCUUCUUCGCGGUGUCCGCCCCCGCCAGCCCGACCCGCGCGCGCCGGCGCGAAGAGCACCCGGACACCAUCCCCGAGUGCGACGAGUCCGACGUCUGCUGCUCCGCGGUGGCGGACUCCGGCCGCUGGAUCAGCUUCCAGAUCGGGGCGGCCACCACGGCGCCCGCGUCGCCCGCGUACAACCUCGUCAACCCGGCCGGUGGCGGCGGCGGCGCGUCCGCUUCCGACUCCAUGGAGCUGGACGGGGUGGCGGGCGCGGAGUUCGAGUUCGACAAGGGCCGCGUCACGCCGUGGGAAGGCGAGCGCAUCCACGAGGUCGCCGCCGAGGAGCUCGAGCUCACGCUCGGCGUCGGCGCCAAGUGAGUGAAGCGGCCACGGCCGUCGUCGCGCUCACAGCAAGCUCGGGAUCUUUGAGCUCCCCUACAGCAAUGCCGGGAGUAGGAGACGAUUGCUGUGAGACCGGCAACAAAAAAAAGUGUGUAGUUCGUGCCUUCGUGGUCGCAUGAGAAAUUGUCGACGCAUUCAUUCGUGCUGCGAUUGGAUCGGGCAUAAGUAUUUCGGUGUAGGUGAUGAUUCUGUUGUUUUGAUUCAUGGACUGGUAAAAUGAGGUGAAUCGGAACAGUCGAUCGUCCGUCCGGAUUGAAUUAUUGAUAACGCUGGCUCGUCCUUUGUUAGCGCUUCGAAA